AUGGGUUCAUUCUCCAACAGAUUGGGAAACAGAAUGCCAUUCGAUGGAGCCAGUGAACCUGACCAUGCCCACGGGUCAUUAAAGUCUGAAUCAGACAUUUUGCAGAACACACUACCUGAAAAUGAGAAAUUCUAUUUUGAUCUGUCCAGAAUUAUUGAUAGAAAUGCAAGGCAUGCUGAUGGAAUUUUCACCAGCGUCUACAGCCAUCUUUUGGCUAAACUUGCUGUGAAGAGAUAUCUGCAUUCGCUUAUUAGAAAACGAGUUAGCUCCCAGGACAGUCCUGUCAAACGCCACUCUGACGCUGUCUUCACUGACAACUACAGCCGCUUUCGAAAGCAAAUGGCGGUGAAGAAAUACUUAAACUCAGUUUUAACUGGAAAAAGAAGCCAGGAAGAGCUAAACCCCACUAAACUUCGAGAUGAAGCAGAACUUCUUGAACCUUCAUUUUCAGAAAACUAUGAUUCUGUAGAUGAGCUGCUGAGCCACCUCCCACUGGACCUCUGAAGGACACCUGGUAAAAUCUACGACAAGAACAAGCUAUUUUUGAGUUCCACAUAUUGUAUUUCAAAGAGAUGACUUUAGUCAUCAAACCAGAACAAAUAUGUUGUGAAGUGAAAGUUGUGAUAUAUUUGUUUCUUAUGUAAUAAAAGUUGAUAUUUACAUUGUAAAUAUUACUCUAGAGUCUCUACUGAAAGCUGUACAUAUGGAUGCCAGUUUAACUCAUGAGACAUCUGUGAGUCCAUAUGCUGUAAAUCCUUUACUUCAAUAAAUUCAUU
Molecule: messenger RNA, 776 nt
Organism: Fulmarus glacialis (Northern fulmar)
Lineage: Eukaryota; Metazoa; Chordata; Aves; Procellariiformes; Procellariidae
Product: VIP peptides
Exons: 5
Coding region: 1-504 (167 amino acids)
Biological process (GO): positive regulation of epinephrine secretion; epinephrine secretion; positive regulation of penile erection
Cellular component (GO): extracellular region; perikaryon; neuron projection
Molecular function (GO): neuropeptide hormone activity; peptide hormone receptor binding
Source: RefSeq, a predicted model, not a curated record